AAGGCGACAACCGCUUCCCGUGCCCGCCUGUCCCCGCGCGGCGAGAAUCCCCACGACGCCCCACCCCAGCAUCAGGCAAAUAGAUGGCCGCUUCAUCCAGAUCCAGGCCGCUCCCCAAGCCCUCCUCCCCCUCCCACCUCGACCUCCUCGACCUCGCCUCCUCCUGGUGCUGCACGCCCCACGGUCUUGGCGGCCACGCCCCUUCCUCCUCCGCCUCUUCCCCCGCCCGCGCCGGCGGCGACCCCAUCCCCAUGGACCCCCCGCCGCAGCCGCCCGCCAGCUCCUCCUACGCCACUCCGCCCCCCUACCCUCCGUCCUACCCCUCCAGCUACACCAAGUUCAACUCCGCGCUCAACGCAGGGCUCCUCAACCCCAUGUCCCCGCCGCCGCUGCCGCUCGACAAGACGCGCUCCAGCCCCACCCUCUUCGACAUGAUGGCCAACGAGCAGGACUACCACCCCCGCACCGCCGCAGCCAUCCAUUCCAUCCCGGCCCCACCCCAGCCGCACCACCCCCUGCAGCCCGUGCGCUCCAUGGACAGGCAGAUGCUGCUCCAGGACCGCAUCGCUGAGCUCAUCGGCAGCUGCAGCCCUGGAAACCAGUUCAACGACGCUGACUCCUCCGACGUUCGCCUCACCCUCAGCUCCAAGGACGGUCUCUCCAUCACGCUCUGCGUCCACCGCCACAUACUCGUCGCGCACAGCAGGUUCUUCGCCGCCAAGCUGUCCGACCGGUGGUCCAAGCAGCAGCGGACGCUGCCCCACAUCGUCGAGAUCUCAGACUGCGACGACGUCGAGGUGUACGCCGAGACGCUGCGGCUCAUGUACUGCAAAGAUCUUCGCCGGAGGCUCAUGCGGGAGGAUGUCAACAAGGUUCUUGGCAUUCUAAAGGUCUCAGCGGCCAUCGUGUUCGAUGCAGGGGUGCUAUCUUGCUUGGAGUAUCUGGAGGCAGCCCCGUGGGCGGAGGAUGAUGAUGAGAAAGUGGCGGCAUUGUUGACAGAGCUGCGCCUCGAGAACUCAGGGGCCGGGGAUGUGCUUAAGAGGGUCUCAUUGGAGUUGGCACCUUCGGCAGUGGUUGAAGAGGCAGAAGUGGGAGGGAGUUGCAAUGGUGGUGGAAAUGCCGGUGGUGGUGAGGAGGUGUUGCUAAGGCUCCUGCAGGUUGUCCUGGAAGGGAAGGACGAAAAGGCGAGGAGGGAGAUGAAGGGGCUAGUGUCCAAAAUGCUCAGGGAGAACAGCACAUCCCGUGGCGGAGCAAUUGGUGGCGACCUCCGCAAGGAGUCACUCUAUUCAGCAUGCAAUGGGUGCUUGUCAUUGCUGCGUGAGCAAUUUGAGAGGGCUGCAGGGGGUCAUCAAUCAGAGGUGGCACAGAUUGCCAGGCCGGCUGACAAUCUGCAUUGGAUGCUCGACAUCCUUGUUGAGCGCCAGAUUGCCGAGGAGUUUUUGAGGAUAUGGGCAAUGCAGACCGAGUUAGCGGAGAUGCAUCGUAAAGUGCCAGCAAUACACCGGUAUGAAGUGAGCCGAGUGACUGCAAGGCUCUUUGUCGGGGUUGGCAAGGGACAGAUCUUGGUGUCAAAGGAGGCUCGUUGCCAGCUCUUGAGCACUUGGCUCGAGCCCUUUUAUGAGGACUUUGGAUGGAUGCGGCGAGCAUGCAAGGGGCUUGACCGGCAUUUGAUCGAGGACGGGCUGGCAAACACGAUCCUGACAUUGCCACUUCCUAUGCAGCAGGAGAUCCUUCUCGCAUGGUUUAAUCGGUUCCUCAAUUCCGGGGAGGACUGUCCGAACAUUCAGAGAGGCUUUGAAGUGUGGUGGCGGCGUGCCUUCUGGAAAAGGAAUGCUGAACCAGAGCAACCACCCCGUUUGAGGAUCACAGCAAUCUGUGAGAACUCUUGAAGAUUUUGAUUCAAAUUUGACACAGAAGGUGGUGAAUGUUGUGAUAUAAAGAUCGAUCUUAUGUGAUCUGUAGUUGUGUCUAACUGUUCCUCUGAGUUCCUUGCUGUAUUUGAUUUUAGGCAAUUAGCCAAUUACACGUGCUAUCUUAAUCUUGUGCAAUGUAUACCAGAUCCAAUGUACCACUAUGCUGCAUCCAUUUUGAAUCGAGGUGAAGUAGAGUGAUUAUUUGCCACCUAUUGUAAGCAACAAAGGCAGGAUUCAAACACUUUUGAAGUCGAAA
Phragmites australis (common reed) is the source of this 2169-nucleotide messenger RNA. Its product is annotated as BTB/POZ domain-containing protein At1g63850-like. The record is from RefSeq and is a predicted model, not a curated record. NCBI's taxonomy places the organism in Eukaryota, Viridiplantae, Streptophyta, Magnoliopsida, Poales, Poaceae. Gene Ontology annotation, molecular function: protein binding. The transcript is spliced from 2 exons. The coding region runs from base 84 to 1889 and encodes 601 amino acids.